This is a messenger RNA of Seriola dumerili (greater amberjack), 3056 nucleotides long. It is a transcript of the gene stk39, whose product is annotated as serine/threonine kinase 39. The coding region runs from base 112 to 1629 and encodes 505 amino acids. Gene Ontology annotation, biological process: protein phosphorylation. The record is from RefSeq and is a predicted model, not a curated record. The transcript is spliced from 18 exons. NCBI's taxonomy places the organism in Eukaryota, Metazoa, Chordata, Actinopteri, Carangiformes, Carangidae. Gene Ontology annotation, molecular function: ATP binding; protein serine/threonine kinase activity.
CUCUCUCUCUCCCUCUCUGAGUCUCUCUUUCUCUCCCUCCCUCUCUCCCUUUCUCUCUUUCUCUCUGUUUGUAUCUGUGAGGCUGCUAACUAGCGCAUCAUCAUCAUCAUCAUGGCGGAUCAAGGCGAAUCUCCGGCUCCUGUCCACCACCCGCAACCGGCGCUGACAACCAGCUGGCCAAUUACCAGGGAGUCGUACGAGCUGCAGGAAGUCAUAGGCAGCGGGGCCACAGCUGUGGUGCAGGCAGCCCUCUGUACCCCCAGACAGGAGCGUGUGGCCAUAAAGAGAAUCAACCUGGAAAAAUGCCAGACCAGCAUGGAUGAGCUGCUGAAAGAAAUUCAGGCAAUGAGCCAGUGCAGCCAUCCCAAUGUUGUCACCUACUACACCUCGUUUGUCGUGAAGGAUGAACUUUGGUUAGUCAUGAAGCUUCUGAGUGGAGGCUCUAUGCUGGAUAUAAUUAAGCACACAAGCAAAGAUGAGGACAAAAAUCGAUCUCUAGAUGAGCCUAUCAUUGCUACUAUAUUAAAAGAAGUGCUAGAGGGCCUGGACUAUCUGCACAGAAAUGGACAGAUUCACAGGGAUGUGAAAGCUGGGAACAUACUACUGGGAGAGGAUGGAUCUGUUCAGAUUGCAGAUUUUGGAGUAAGCGCAUUCCUGGCUACAGGCGGGGAUAUGACAAGAAACAAAGUACGAAAGACCUUUGUUGGCACACCAUGCUGGAUGGCACCGGAGGUGAUGGAACAGGUACGAGGCUAUGAUUUCAAAGCAGAUAUAUGGAGUUUUGGAAUUACAGCCAUAGAGUUAGCAACAGGCUCUGCACCCUAUCACCGCUACCCUCCCAUGAAGGUUUUAAUGCUUACCCUACAGAACGAUCCACCCACUCUAGAGACGGGUGUGGAGGACAAGGAAAUGCUAAAAAAAUACGGCAAAUCAUUUAGAAAGCUAAUAACUAUGUGCCUUCAGAAGGAUCCUGCCAAAAGGCCGACAGCCGCAGAGCUUUUGAAGUGUAAAUUCUUCCAGAAGGCCAAGAACAAAGAAUAUCUGGUUGAGAAGCUUUUGUGUCGUGCACCAAAGAUUUCCCAGAGAGCUAAGAAGGUGAGGAGGGUCCCAGGCUCCAGCGGUCACCUGCACAAGACAGAGGAUGGAGACUGGGAGUGGAGCGAUGAUGAGCUGGAUGAGGGCAGCGAGGAAGGCAAGGCGGCGGUGAAUCAGGGCAGGUCACGAAGGGUCAAAGAUGAGGCCAAAGAUAAUGAGGAGAAUGCCAACAAUGUUCCUAUUGAAGGGUUGUCUAUUCAGCAUCCCGAGGUUGAACCAUAUGUGGAUACACCAUACAUUCAAGGUGCUGUGAACAUGGUACUACGGCUAAGGAACUCUAGAAAGGAGCUGAAUGACAUCCGGUUUGAAUUCACUCCUGGGCGAGACACUGCUGAUGGCGUUUCCCAGGAACUGUUCUCAGCCGGUCUGGUCAACGGGCACGAUGUCGUAAUUGUUGCUGCCAACCUUCAGAAGAUUGUAGACGACCCGACUACCUACAAAGUAUUGACCUUCAAGCUGGCGUCCAGCUGCGACGACAUGGAGAUCCCAGACGAGGUGAAGCUGAUCGGCUUUGCACAGCUAAGUGUUAGCUGAUGCUCUCUUCAUGCCUGAAGCAGGUGAGACAAGGGAGACAGUUCAGGGCAGACAGACUGAGGAACACACCACCACCUCCUGCAACAUCUUCCCCAACACCUUCCCUGAAAACUCACCCCACCCCCACCUCCUCCUCCCUCACUCCUUUUCACCUUCCCCGAGUCCAAGCUAUGCCACCGCCCCCGCCUUCACUUCCUUAGCGCAGACUUCCCUGCUCACUGCCCCCUCCGACCUUUAACCUUAACAACAUUCCACCGCCCAGCGCACAGACCGGGAUCAGGAUACAGCCCAGGAACCUAAAGAUGUACUCAGGUGGUGAAAGAAGAUGAUUAAGAUGUAGCUUUGAAUGUUUUAUUUAUUUUUUUUUUCUUUUACUCGUUUUUAUUUUACAUCUCAUUACCUCUGUGUUCAGCAAAGCUCUCAUUAUUUAUUGAAAUGAGAAAAUAUUUUUCAAAAUUUUUUUCUCUCAUGCUGUUUUGUUGCCACAGUGAAAACAAAUUUGCUUUGACUCACACCUCACCAACCCACCCAGAAUGUAAGACUUAGUGAAUUUAUGGGGGACAAGCACAUUUUCAUAAUAACAUAACGAAUGUCUAAAAAGAGACUGAAUUGUAUUUCUGUGUCAACACCUGUUUGACAUCGACAAGAAGGGAAACAUUUGCUUGAGUGUGCAGAAAAAAAAACGAGACCUGGACGUUACUGUGUAUAAUUUGCUGCUCUCGACAGUGUUAAUGCUUCAAAAUGCUAGAGGUGCCUUGUUCAUUUUUCUGUGCCUAAGAAAGUAGUCAAUGAGUGAGACCACACAAAGAGCAGAACCUGCUGAUUUCCAUUUCACAAAUGUAUUACUCCAGCAAUGACACAAUUCACGUGAAGUAUCUUAAUGAGAGAAGCUACAAUGCACUUUUUUGGGCUGAGUGUGUGCCCCCCGACAAGCUGAUGCUUAGCCCCUGGAGACAAGUUAACUCGUGUGCUUUCGUCACCAGACUCAUAAAACAUAACAGAACCUGUACUCAUUUAAUCCGCUCUGGUUGAUGUGUUUUCUGAUGCCAGGCUAAUAGACAAAAACCCAACAGUUAAACCUUCUUGCUCUGUCCUGCUGCACUACAAAAAAAUUUUUUUUUUUUUUGUUCCCAAAAAUAUAGUAGUUACUAAAAUGUACUGUAUGACAAUGCAUCUGAGGAUGAAACCAAAAGGCAUCUAUUGAAAGGGUGACGAGCCAUUUGUUUGUUCAAACAAGUCUGGUAGCUCGAAAUUAUUUUUCAGUAUUGAGGUGGUAAAUAUUAACUUCUACUAAAUUCUUUAUUUUAUCAAGUAAUUUAUUGUGUUUUCUAUGUACAGUAUGUGUACCAUUUCAGCAUAUUACCCCUGUUCCCUCUCUGUAAUCUGCUGAUGUCAAAUUUCUGACAAGGAGCAACAAAUAAAGAAGA